AUGGAUACAAUAAAGAAAAUGAUAUGGGGACCUGAUCCCAAGGAGCAGUACAGGAAGUGCCAAUCAACAAUAAGGAAGAAUAAACGUCAGAUGGAAAGACAAAUACAAGAUCUUCAAAAAUUGGAGGGUAAGACCAAGAGAAUGAUACGGGAUGCUGCUAAAAAAGGAGACAUGAAAUCGGCAAGGAUGUAUGCGAGGGAAUUCAGGAAUAUAGGAAAGACACAGCAGAGAAUGUAUGUGUCAAAAGCUACGUUAGACAGUAUUGGAAUGAAGAUGGCAGAACAGCAACAGAUGAUCAAAAUUAAGGGGUCGAUGCAGAAAUCAACCGCAAUAAUGAAAGAUAUGAACACGCUUGUGCAUCUUCCGCAAAUGAGCCGCACAGUGCAGGAGCUUUCGAAGGAAUUAACAAAGAGUGGUGUGAUAGAUGAGAUGGUUGAUGAUAUGAUUGAUGAAAACGCAUGGCAGGAGGAAGAUGGCGAUGAGGAUGAAGAACAAGAGAUCAACAAGAUUGUGGACGAUGUAAUGGAACAGGCUGGUGCUAAGGUGUCGCGGAAAAUGCCACAGACGCCGUCUCAGGAGGUUGAACAGCCAGCUGAAAGUCAGGCUGAGGGUAAAGAGACUAGUGAUGAUGAAAUGUUGGCCAACAUGCGGCAAAGACUUAGUGCUCUUGAAGAGUGA
Molecule: messenger RNA, 678 nt
Organism: Brettanomyces bruxellensis
Lineage: Eukaryota; Fungi; Ascomycota; Pichiomycetes; Pichiales; Pichiaceae
Exons: 1
Coding region: 1-678 (225 amino acids)
Biological process (GO): endosome transport via multivesicular body sorting pathway; protein transport; late endosome to vacuole transport
Cellular component (GO): multivesicular body; ESCRT III complex
Source: RefSeq, a predicted model, not a curated record